CGGGUACCACGGGGAUCCCCCGCACACUCGCUGUCUCUCUCUAUCCGGCCAGAUCCCCCCCGAUCUCUAUAUCGAUCGUCUCCUUUCGCGCACUUUGUUUAUCGAUAUAUAUAUAUGUGUGUGUGUGCGUUUCUUGUGUUUUUGAAUCUUCUUUUUCUUUUUUGUAUUUUGCUGAGAAACACCAAAUAAUCGAAUAGAACAAUAAUUAGAGGUACAUACGGGGCGUAUAUAGAAACGCAUAUCGGAACGAUAGAAAGGUAAAACAAAUGCUGGGCACCGUGACAUAAUCAAGCGAGGGAACAAAAACCAACCCAAAAACUUAGAACAUUUAAGUGUUUUAAAAAUAAACCAGUAGCAGAGCGGCAAGAACAAAAUUGUCGAAAGCGAAAAAACAUCAAACAAAACACAGAGUGUUAAAAAAAGUGCGCGACUGAAUUUGUUUAAACAAUACCGCGAUGCAAGAUACCAGAGCCAAACUGUUUUAUUGACCCCCCGCCAACGGUGGCGAGUGUAUAAUUCGGAAUAAUAUCAAGUGGGAUACCAUCCAGCCAGAUGAGAUGAGCAGCUGUGAAACGUCCAAAACGCUGAUAGUGAACUUUGCACUUUUCCAUCGAGUUUGCAAUUAGCGAGGCGAAAGAUACUUUUAAUAGAAAUAGCGGAUGGAUGGAGGAGACUAAUGCACCAUUCACUCAAUCGAAUACACAGAUAGAAAUGAAGACUUUUUAAGAUCAUUUUGGAACUAAGGAAUGAACCUUAUUAUUUUGUAAACUAUGUUUCCAUAUGAAGGGUCAACAAGUGAAUGCAGUUUACUUACCAUAGUGCUUAGAUACUAUAGUGAAUAUUUUUUCUGUGUACUCGGAGAUGAAGGCGAGGAAGACAACGCAGCGGCCAAGCAAAUCAAAACAAAAACUCAAAACUAACAAAUGGAGCACACACGUGUGUGUCCGUUAGUGUGUGUGCCACAUAGAUACAAACUGUAUAUCUAUAUGUGCGCCACAGAUCGGCGGGGAUUAUUCAUCAGGCUGCCACAUCAUCAUCAUGUUGAUCUCCGCCGCUCCGGCGUCUCCUUCUGCUGCCCUCCAUCCUCCACUUUCCGCUUAGCUGGCGUUUUGUAUAAUUUUCGAAAGCUAUUUUCGUAAGGCUUGCAUUUAUAUUUAGUUGCCACAACAAACUUAUAGCGAAAAUCCAAGACACAAACUUGUACAUUAUACAAUUUUGGCCAUAUGAUGAUGCCAACCAAAAUAAAAGUCAACUGGGGUGGAAAACUUUUCCCCUUAAAUUUUCCAACUCGCAUGUGUGCUUUCGGUACAGUGAAAGCUAAGCCAGAGCUCAGCAAAGAUCAGAAAAUUAAUGGAAAACCAAAGCGAAUUAAAAAUCCAAUCAGUCGAAUGUAAUUAACAGAGAUCAGACAUGCAUCUCCCAAAUGAAUGCUGUCAGUUAAAUUUGCAUGGCUGACCGAGGUUUCACUGUACUGGCACUAUCGUCACACGUACUAUGUACUAGGUAUAACGUCGUCCAUUUGUUAAAAAUAAAAACAGAUUUCGAACUGAAUACAGAAUGGCAGGGAAUGAUGCCCAAUGAACCCCACCGAGAUAUCACACAUAGGCCAAAACGAUCUCUCCAGGGAUAUUCACACAUAUUCCUCACAUCGCAAUAGAUCUAGGGCAAGGUGCAGGUCUUUUGGCUAGAAUCGCAAAGGGGUAGGGGGUUUGCUUUUUGAUGAGGCGGCGCCGCGAUCAAUGAGCUCAUUGCUGUUUACGAUUUGUAAUUUGUAUAUGCCUCUGCUCUAUAUACCAAAACAAAUUGGGGGUGCUAUACAUGCUUGUACCCACAUAUAUGUCGGAUGUAUAUGGGCGCCAAAAGGAACAGUCUUUUGUCGAACGGCGACCAUUGAUACAAUUAGUAAGUCAAGUCGUCGGGCAUUUGCCAAAAUGCCAAUGAGACAUUGACAUUGAGCGUGCGAUCGAUUGUUCCGAUCCGAUCUGAUCCGAAUAGAACCAAUACGAACUAAUCCGAUGUUGCGCAGGUUUCCUUUGGGGCCAACAUUGGCAGCCUCGCGAGUCUUGCCCAGCUAGUCGAACCCAACGCAAUUCGAGGGAACCGCCAGUGCAAUAUUAGAUAAUCGAGUACUUUUUCCCCUUGGGAUCCAGAAAGAAAACUGACAAUCAACCGGAGAGAUCACCACACCCAUUGGAAUGUCCAACGAAUUUAGCGAACUGAUCGCCCUUGGGUGUCCAGACCUCGCGGCGCAAAAGCCGCAAGGCGGCAGCACCCAGGUGGAGUUGAUCCUCAACACUGAGCGCCGCCUGAGCAUAAAGCAGAUGACGGCUACCGAUUUGGCCACCCUAAGGGCAACAGCAGCCGCGGAAGCGGAGGCCAGAUCGCGAUCACAGGCGGAGGCGGAAGCUCGGGCAAUUGCCCAGGAACAAUUGCGUCAGGCCCGCGAGGCCGAGUCCAAGGCCAGAGCACGUGCUGCCCUCGAGGUGCAGGCCCAACUGCAGCGAGUGAUGGAGAGCGAGAAGCGCAGGCAACAGGAAGAAAAGGAGCGGCGCAGCAGGCAACAGGCGGAGGCGGAGGAGCAGGAGCAGGAGCAGGAAGUUGAUGAAGACGAGGAAGAGGAGGAAGAGGAACUGGCCAAGGGUUCCCUUCCAACCAAUUCAGGACCAAGAGAACGCAUUGCCUCGCUACCCAGCAACAUAGAUGAUGCCAUGGAGAUGCACCUUCUUAGCGUUUCGCACCCCAAGGCCUCUUCCAAGGAUGAUUCACCGCCUAAGAGCAGCUCUCACAUAGCGGACUCCAUUGAGCUGCUGAGAAUGCAGCGAGCUGCUCGCGAUGCACGAUCCCACAAUCGCAGUCGAGAGCGGUCCAUUUCGCCAGAACGUAACCACGAACGGAGCGCUGCACCAGAUCGCCUCCAGAGUUCCGUUAGCAUGAGCAGUUUGGACUCGGCCAGCGUCAGUGCAUCGGCAUCCAGACAACCCAGCAAGGCAGACAGUCGACGUGGAAGCACUACGAGUGCCACAGGUGUGGAACCACCACUUAUGGCACCACCUUCCCAGUCUACCAAAUUUCCACUCACUAAGACAGUGUCAGCGCCCAAUAUGAACCGCCGGCGGAGCAGUCUGACAUCGCUCUUUCCUGGCCCAUCUCCUUUAGUAGCACCCGAACCAUCUCUGCACACUAAUCCCGAUCCAAGGGUUCAAGAGCAGAUAGAAGAGGAUCGUCGUCGCCGUCGAAUGGACGAUGGUUACCGUGAGAUACCCAGUGGAAAAAUGGUGCAUCGAACGAAGACACCGCCGCCAGUGGGCACAAACCUCGGAGUGAGUCUCAAGCGGGUGACAGCGCCCAGUGGAUCGAUAACCAUCAAGCCCAAGGAGUCGCCCAUGCUGGGAGUCGUCCUGCGUAGAGUGGAGAAGAAAACUGUACCGCAAAAGAGCAUUCUGGAUGACGACAAACCACUGUACCACUUCUCUAUUGUGCGCAGCGACCACAAGGAACACGUGCCUGCUCAAAAACCAAAACCCAAGCCUGCUCCUCCAGCUGCUAAGCCAAGUCCCGGUGGCAUCCUCACUGGACCCCAAGUAAUUCGAACCGCUCCCAAGCAACCUGUGCCCGCCAAGCCACAGCGUCCUAUGCCCGGCGUUCCCAUCACAAUUACCAAGAUUGAAGGCGACAAGAUCAUCAUCAUCAAGAAGAUCAUUGUGCCGAAGAACAGUAAGAUACCGGAGCAGUAUCUGCAGAUGAGUGAAGAUGCCGGCAAGCCAGCAAAUACAGUGCCAUCAGCAGUUUCCUCCUCCGCCGCCCCAUCGCCAAGCCUAAAAACAAAAGAGGAAUCCCAGCCAGCGAUGCAAAAACCUACGCCGCCGCCGGCCAGUGGCCAGCAGUUCUUCCAGGUGGUCUCCCCACAGUUUGCCUCGGUGCUAUCGUCCAGCAUCCCGGAGAGUAAGUGCGCGGUACGUUCUCCGAUAUCCUCGCCAUUAGCAAUCCGGAAGAGUCGUCCGCCUCUGCUGCCGGCGAGUCCAAAGUCCACGCCUCCACUACCGAGGAAACAUCAUCCUCUUGCCUACAAUGCGGCAACGGGAACAAUCAGCAGUGCCUCUGGAGCAGCGUUGCCCUCCCGGCUAAUGACCACAAUUGCCUCUAGUCCGGCUUCUAGUAUUUCGCUGUCCUCCUGUAGUUCUCCUUCAUCAUCUCCACCUCCGCCAGUACCAUGUCGUGCUCCUAAGAACGCCAGUAAAUCCGUUGCUGCUGCUGCUCCACCUCUGUCCACCUCAAACGAAAUCAGUUUGGACAAGUUGCUGCAACAGCAGCAGGAGCUGGAGGAGAAAUCCGCGGCAGCGACAAACAGCGCUAAAAUGGAUGCGAACUUCUACGAUGCCGAGAUCGAGAUGAUGAACAAGUAUCUCAAAAGCCUGCCUGACUACAGCGAACUGGACAGGAAGCUGCACCAGGAGUUCCAGGAGUGCGAAGAUCUCUAUGACAAGAUCAAGCGUCAACAGCAACCGCUGGCAAAGUCUAAUUCGCAGCAGUCGGUGACGAAGGCAGUAGGACCAGGAGUCCCGGCCAUCUCCUCCGGCUUGUCCAAGUCGUCAUCAAUUAACUUUGCCCAGAAUCCCAGCAGUCGUGGAGCUGCACCGCGUUUGGCAUAUCCCUCGAUAUUUUCACAGGCUGGAGGCGAGCCCAAGCUGCAACGCAGCAUUUCAAGUUCUAAUAUGCCUUUAAGUGCGCCUACUCCAAUGCGUCCGCUGCCCACCAAGAAUGGCCUACAAAGUGGCUCCAAUCUGUCCCUUAACAAACAGUUGAUGAACGAAUUCUGGAGCGAGAAUCUGACCAGUUCGCAAAAGAGGCAAACGCCUAAGCGAACCUUUUGGAACUACGAGAAGAUCUGCGGUGCCCAGUUGGGCGAUGCAGGGCAACCCUUUAAGGUGGACGCUAAGACUGCCAAGAAAUUGGCUAUUUUUGAUCCCACAGUUGCCGAGGCCGCCCAAAAGGAACUGCAGAGACCUCAGCAGUCACAGGUUCCACAAAACCAUCCCCACAAAUUACAAAAGAAUGCGUCGUUGUCGCACCUGGAUCUAAAGGUGCGUCAGGCGGUCACCAAGGACGAUCUCUACAAACUGAUCUGCAACGAGCAGUCGCCGCUGGCUGGAUCGAAUUUUGUGAGUAGAGUACCGGUGAAGCAGCAAACCUCAGCACAGCAGCAGCAGGUGCUUCCAAAGAGCAUGUCCAUGACGCAUGUGCCGGGUGGUGGUCAACCCAUGGGAGCUCCAUUGCUGCGAACUUCUAGUCGCACUCAUAUACCCUGCUAUAUGAAGAAUCUACCCUCAUUGAGCAGGAGCACAUCGAACUCUGCAAUACUCAUGACCCAACCGCGCAAGGAACCUCCACCAAAGGAACCACUGAAAGCUCCAGCACCACUUCCUGCCUUAGCUGCUGCUCCACCGGCUGUAAGCAAACCGAGUGGUGUCUUGAAAAGCUCCAGCAGUUCCUGUGUCCCUUCACCCCGUUGUGCCGCUGCCUUCUUUCGCCGACCCCAGGAAUCUAACAAUGCUCAGCAGCAACAUCAUCAGCCACUGCAAAAGCCGCAACAAGUGGCGCCCAUCGAGGAAUCCGGACCGGGGGAUUCCGCGUCUCUCGAACGCAAGUCAGAGAAGAGCAACAGCACGAUAAGCACAAGCAGCUUUACGGUGACCAACUGUUGCACCACCCACCUGCCGCAGCUCUCCAAGUUCACCUCAUCGUUCCAUAUUGCCCCCACCACAGCAACAACCACAGCCGCAACAGCCACACCGACCCCAACAGUAGCAGCAACAACAAGCGAUCAGCACCACCAGCAGCAGCAACAAAGUGGCCCAGCAGCUGCGAUGGCAUCUGCCAACUUGGAGGUGCCAACAUCGUCAUCGUCGUCAGCGGCCACAAAGCGCCAGAAAGAUGUUGACAACAAGCUAGAAAAAUGCUUGAACGACAUGCUAAAGUUGAAGACCAACAGCAGCAGCAACAGCAACAGCACUACUAACAGCAAUAAUAAUGCAAUCAUGUCGCAGUCGCUGACGGGCGAGCACAAAGACCCGAAGUCUGCACUCGAAGGCCCCACGAACAGCAGCAGCAGCAAGUACGUAGGUGAAUCUCAGAUCCCCGUGCCAGUUCAGCUCUACGAUCCGCAGAAGCCGUUGCUGCAACAACAGCAGCAGCAACAAAGGAUCUGCUAUCCCAUAGGCAAAUCUAACUCUACCUCUCAGCUGCCCAUGGGCGGCUACCAGAGAUUGCUGCAACAGCAGCAGCAGCAGCAGCAACAUCACCAACAGCAACAGCAGCAACAUCAGGAACAGCAGCAGUAUCCGCAGCACAAGCGACCCUUCCUCAACUGGAAUAGCUUUGCAUGUUCCGCCAUGAACGGAGCGAGUGAUCCCUUCAUGCAGCAGCAACACAUGCCUGCCCACCAGCAACAGCAACAUCUGCCACACAAGCUGCAGCAGUCCUACUCCUCUUCGCAUUUGCCCAAGCAGGCGCCCAAAUCUGGACUUGCCAUGUUUCUGCAGAAGAACACCAACAAGGAGAACAAGUUUGGCCAGCCGAUGCAGCAGCAGCCACUCGGCAUGAUGCCCCAGAUGUACGGCUACCAGGCGCCCCAGCAGCAAUCCAAGAUGGGCUAUCCCCGCACCGGUGCCCCACUGACGCACUCGGCCUCCUUCAGCUCCGCCCAAAGGCCGACGGCCCUGCAGUUUCACCAGCAACAUCAGCAGCAGCAGCUGCAGCAGCAGCAGCAACACCCCCAGCAGCAACAACAGCAGCAUUCCAGCUUUGGGCUGGGCAUGAUGAGUAGGAAUUACUAUAAUGUGCCCAAGCAGCCAGAGCGCAAGCCGCUCCAGACCUUCGAUCCGUAUGCCUAUCCCAAGCCAAAUCAGAUGCAGCCGGUCAAGUACCAGCAGCAGCAGCAGCAACAACAUCAGCAGCAGCAACCGCAUCCGCAUACGCAGUUUCUGAAUGCUUCCGCUGGAGGAGGAGGUGGCGGUGCCGCUGGGCUUCAAUACGAUCCAAAUACAAAUACGCAAUUGUUUUACGCGUCGCCGGCGUCAUCGUCAUCGACCAAGCAACCACAUCAACCGCAACAGCAACAGCAGCAGCAGUCGCAGCUACAACAAAGCAAUUCUGUCAUAUUCAAUCACUCGGGCCAGCAACACCAACCACACCAACAGCAGCAGAAUGAAAUGUCCAAGUCCGCGUUGGGACUGCACUUCAUCGAGACAGCAAAGCCCGUCAUUCAAGAUGAUGCUGAUGGUCACUUAAUUUACCACACCGGAGACAUUCUCCAUCACAGAUAUAAGAUCAUGGCCACACUGGGCGAAGGAACUUUUGGACGUGUGGUCAAGGUCAAAGAUAUGGAGCGUGAUUACUGCAUGGCCUUAAAGAUUAUUAAGAACGUGGAAAAGUACCGCGAAGCUGCCAAGCUGGAGAUAAAUGCUUUGGAAAAGAUUGCCCAAAAGGAUCCGCAUUGCGAUCAUUUGUGCGUGAAAAUGAUUGACUGGUUUGAUUAUCAUGGACACAUGUGUAUAGUUUUUGAAAUGUUGGGGCUCAGUGUUUUCGAUUUUUUGCGAGAGAACAACUACGAGCCAUACCCGCUGGACCAAGUGCGCCACAUGGCCUAUCAACUAUGCUAUUCUGUGAAAUUUCUACAUGACAAUCGUUUAACGCACACCGAUCUCAAGCCGGAGAAUAUACUCUUCGUCGACUCGGAUUAUACUUCUCACUAUAAUCAUAAGAUUAACCGGGAGGUGCGCCGCGUCAAGAACACGGACGUUCGCCUGAUCGACUUUGGGUCGGCCACCUUCGACCAUGAGCACCACAGCACAAUUGUCUCGACGCGACAUUACCGCGCGCCAGAGGUCAUACUGGAGCUGGGGUGGUCACAGCCGUGUGACGUUUGGUCCAUUGGGUGCAUCUUGUUCGAACUGUAUCUGGGAAUCACGCUCUUCCAAACGCACGACAAUCGCGAGCACCUGGCCAUGAUGGAGCGAAUCUUGGGACAAAUACCAUAUCGCAUGGCACGCAAUCAUACUCUUUAUAGCAAAACCAAAACAAAGUACUUCUAUCAUGGUAAGUUGGAUUGGGAUGAGAAGUCCAGUGCGGGUCGCUACGUCCGUGAUCACUGCAAGCCGUUGUUCCUGUGCCAGCUGAGCGACAGCGAGGACCACUGUGAGCUCUUCAGUCUGAUCAAGAAGAUGCUGGAGUAUGAGCCCUCGUCACGCAUUACGUUAGGCGAAGCCCUGCAUCAUCCUUUUUUCGACAGGCUGCCACCGCACCAUCGAGUGGGUGAGGUCAGCAAUAAGCAGCCCCUUUCGUCGGGCAGCAGCAGCCGCGAAAGGUCGCACAGCCUCUCCAGAUGAGAAUUACAGCGAUUUGGUUAUUGUUGACAGACAGCGCUAAUUAAGCACUCACUCAUGCAAACAUACACUCAAGGCAGUCGUCCAGCAACGUCUUGCACCCGCCUCGUAGAGUAGACCAGCGACUUUACGACGAACCCUAUUUUAAGUGCUAAAGUCUUUUAUUCUAAAUUUUUUGAACUUGACUUGUAUAGAUGUUUAUUAUACAAAAAUCCAUUGAUCCUUAUUGAUCCAUUGUUUCCAAAUAUUUCGUGCACAUGUUGCUGUGCAUUAUAUUUAGAGCUGUGUAGCGCCAUGUUGCGCUUGUGCAUUGUACCAUACCCGCCAAGUGUUUUGUUCUGUAAUGAUAACCAAAUCGUGUAUAAUAUUAAUAGUGCGGUGCGUCUUCCCGACACCAGAACCUAAUUGUAAAUGUCUUGCAUUGUGCACACCCCUAGGUGGAGGAGACUAAUUGAACCGACUGCAAACCGAUUAUUGGAAUAUACAAAUGUAGUUGUAAAAUAAGAAAGUCGCUUAAGCGCUAGUUGAAAUGCAUCCCCAUAUGUACACCUGUCACUGAAACGGGAGCCGACUAAUUUGUAAUUAAUGCACUAUUUCGAGAGCGUGAACUGUAAGCUAAUGCAAGCCAUUAUGUACACCGCCUGCGAAUGUACGGACACUUGUAAAUGUAAAAGAGCAAUUGUUAUGCCACCCUGUGUACACUUCAGCAAUCGCAGCGCAUUUUGCGUAUCCCCAGAGUCAUCUCUCACUUAGAAUACGUUUUUCAAAUGUGUAGAACUGUCGCCGGCCUGUUUUGUUCGUUUUCGUUUACAACCGAAUAUCGAAAGAUCAACCCAUUUACACAUUGCUACACACACACAUCGGAUGAGCCCUAGAGUAUAUUUGAAUAUACUAUACAUACUUAAUUCAAAUGAUUGUGAGUUAGUUUAAUAUUACAUAAAUAUUAAUUAUAAAUUACAUUAUUUGCAAUUUAACCCAAUCAACCAGCUAUAAGAUAAAAGAAAACAAUAUUGUCAAGUUAUUAAAAAUUGAAAUAAAUCUUAAAU
Messenger RNA from Drosophila erecta, 9427 nucleotides. RefSeq names its product serine/threonine-protein kinase Doa (gene Doa). Gene Ontology annotation, biological process: protein phosphorylation. Gene Ontology annotation, molecular function: ATP binding; protein kinase activity. The record is from RefSeq and is a predicted model, not a curated record. Lineage: Eukaryota; Metazoa; Arthropoda; Insecta; Diptera; Drosophilidae. Gene Ontology annotation, cellular component: nucleus. The coding region runs from base 2196 to 8384 and encodes 2062 amino acids. The transcript has 11 exons.